This is a messenger RNA of Babesia microti strain RI, 312 nucleotides long. RefSeq names its product large subunit ribosomal protein L44e. Bases 1 to 312 code for a protein of 103 amino acids. Gene Ontology annotation, molecular function: structural constituent of ribosome. The record is from RefSeq and is a predicted model, not a curated record. Lineage: Eukaryota; Apicomplexa; Aconoidasida; Piroplasmida; Babesiidae. Gene Ontology annotation, biological process: translation. The transcript is spliced from 2 exons. Gene Ontology annotation, cellular component: ribosome; cytosolic large ribosomal subunit.
AUGGUUAACGUGCCCAAGACACGCAACACAUUGUGUUGCGGCAAAUGUAAGAAGCACCAGCUUCACAAAGUAUCACAGUACAAAAAGGGAAAGGACAGAAUUAGUGCCUUGGGUAAACGCCGUUACGAUAUGAAACAAGCUGGUUUCGGUGGUCAAACCAAGCCAAUCUUUCACAAGAAGGCCAAAACCACUAAGAAAGUGGUGCUGAAGCUUGAAUGCUUGACUUGCAAGAAGAAGCGUUUUAUGACUCUUAAGAGAUGCAAGUCUUUUGAAUUGGGUGGAGAUAAGAAGAACAAGAACUCGGGCUAUUAA